Neoarius graeffei (lesser salmon catfish) is the source of this 985-nucleotide messenger RNA. It is a transcript of the gene fkbp3, whose product is annotated as FKBP prolyl isomerase 3. The transcript has 7 exons. The record is from RefSeq and is a predicted model, not a curated record. The coding region runs from base 29 to 691 and encodes 220 amino acids. Gene Ontology annotation, molecular function: peptidyl-prolyl cis-trans isomerase activity. Lineage: Eukaryota; Metazoa; Chordata; Actinopteri; Siluriformes; Ariidae.
GUCAGAGUUCGCGAAGUUCGAAAACAAAAUGGCUGCUGAACCAACACGAGAGUGGAGCGCUGAGAAACUGAAUAGUGAUGAAAUCCCAAAAAAAGACCUAAUCAAAUUUCUACAGGACAAUGCAUCACAUUCGUUUCUUCUUGAGCACAAACUCAUGGGAAAUAUCAAGAAUGUUGCAAAGACUGCAAAAAAGGAGCAGCUUAUUGUCGCCUACAACCAGCUGUUUGAGAGCAAGAGAUUUAAAGGCACAGAAGUGGAGCAGGUGACUGAGGCGGUGAAAGCUGUGAAGAUCGAAGAGAAACCCAAAGGAACAAAAACAGAAGUUGUAGAUGAGGGCCCUCCUAGGUUCACAAAGACAGUGUUAAAGAAAGGAGACAAGACUAACUUUCCCAAAAAAGGAGACACCGUGGCAUGUUGGUAUACUGGCACUCUUGAAGAUGGCACUGUUUUUGAUACCAACAUCCCUGCAGGGGCUCGGAAAAAGAAGCAGGCUAAACCACUUUCCUUUAAAGUCGGGAUUGGCAAAGUUAUCAGAGGGUGGGAUGAGGGACUCCUGACUAUGAGUAAAGGUGAGACUGCACACUUGGAAAUCGAGCCAGAAUGGGCCUAUGGUAAAAAGGGUCUUCCUGAUUCAAAAAUCCCACCAAAUGCUAAACUCAUUUUUGAGGUUGAAUUGGUGUCCAUUGAUUAGGAUGACUACCGUUCAUUUCAGCAGAGGAGGAAGAGGAAGAACCCUUACAGCAGGACACAAGGUCAUGUUCAGUCUUCAUUGUUAAACUCAGUACAAGUGGGAGCAGGAUGUGGUUUGAGAUGCGAUUUCUCACAUUACUUUGCAUGUUUGUUUUUUGUUGUGAGAGAAGUUAAUAAAGUUCAGAGCUGGCAGUGUUUCCUUCCUUCCCCUGUACAGUUCCUCUCGUAAGGAUUAUAACCCUGAUCCUGGAUUCAUUGUUAUUUUGAAAAUGAACAAUAAAAGGAAGUUCGAGUA